This is a messenger RNA of Scedosporium apiospermum, 1227 nucleotides long. RefSeq lists its product as uncharacterized. Gene Ontology annotation, molecular function: zinc ion transmembrane transporter activity. Gene Ontology annotation, biological process: zinc ion transmembrane transport; intracellular zinc ion homeostasis. Lineage: Eukaryota; Fungi; Ascomycota; Sordariomycetes; Microascales; Microascaceae. The transcript is spliced from 4 exons. The coding region runs from base 1 to 1227 and encodes 408 amino acids. The record is from RefSeq and is a predicted model, not a curated record. Gene Ontology annotation, cellular component: membrane.
AUGAUCUCCAACAGAUCCCGCUGGGCACUCUUCGUGCUUGCCGUGCUCGCGCUCGGCGCAUCGGCCAACGUGACAUCAAUCGAGAACCUCAGCCUUGAGACACUCGACGAAAAGCUUCAGACAUGCUCCAUCGUUCAGGACCUCAACGCGCACAAGGCCGCCCGCGCCCAAGAACACUCAACCUUCAUCUCCCGACUCUUCGCCGUCCUCUUCCCCGGAAGCCCCGCCGUCAAUGCCCUCCUCGCGACUCUAUACAUCUCCGGUCCACCCAACUUCCUCCUCGCCCUCUGCCCGACGAACAUUGACCCGUCCUCGCUUACCAUCAUGGUGGCCUUCGCCGUGGGAGGUUUGAUGGGCGAUACGUUGUUCCACCUGCUUCCCGAGAUCUUCCUUGGCGAGGAGCAGCAUGGUAAGGUCAAGUUUGUGCUUGUCGAGCCGAAUAGGAAUCUUUUGCUCGGGUUGGCCAUCCUUGUGGGUUUCAUGACGUUUGUGGCUAUGGAUAAGACUUUGAGGAUCUUGACUGGCGGAGCUGGACAUGAUCACAGUCAUGGACACGGACACUCUCACGAGAAUGAGGUAGCUACGUCUGCGUCAUCCUCGUCUGUUGAUACGGGCAAGAAGGGUGCCAAGUCUCGCAAGAAGGGGUCCGUCGAGGCCGAGAAGGACCACGACCAUGACCAUGCUUCGGAGGGCAAGGAGAUUAGCCCUAGUAUGAAGAUGGGUGGUGUCCUCAACCUCAUUGCCGACUUCACGCAUAACAUCACCGACGGCCUCGCCAUGUCAGCCAGUUUCUACGCCUCCCCCACCGUCGGCGCCAGCACCACCCUUGCCGUCUUCCUCCACGAGAUCCCCCACGAGGUCGGCGACUUUGCCCUCCUCGUCCAAUCGGGAUUCUCCAAGCGCGCCGCCAUGGGUGCCCAGUUUGUCACCGCCAUUGGUGCGUUCCUGGGUACCUUGAUCGGAAUCUUCAUCCAGGAGUUUGGUGGCAGCAACGCGGAGGACGACAUGUCCAUGACGGGCGGUAUUUGGGGUACUAGCUUGACCUGGGGUGACAUGCUCCUUCCUUUCACGGCAGGAACGUUCCUUUACGUCGGAACCGUGGCCGUCAUCCCCGAGCUCCUGGAGACGGGCCCCAACAAGGCGCUGGAGCUAAGGAAAACGCUGGGCCAGUUUGCCGCGGUCGCAUUGGGCGCCGGCAUCAUGCUUUUCAUCUCUUGGCACGACUAG